CCUUCAUUCCCCCUUUCUACUUGUUCCAUUAUUUCCGUACAGAAAGUAACCACUGCUAAUCUGCUAUCAAUCACCAAUAUGAGCCGACAUCCUACUUUGAAGUGGGCCCAGAGGGAGGAUCUACUAUUCAUCACCAUUGAUCUGCCAGAUGCCAAGGACGUAAAGCUCAAAUUGGAGCCAGAAGGGAGGUUUUUCUUUUCAGCAACAAGUGGAAUUGAGAAUGUACCGUAUGAAAUAGAUAUCAACCUUUAUGAUAAUGUGAAUGUGAAAGAGAGCAAGGCAAGUAUUGGAUCGAGAAAUAUUGUUUAUCUUGUAAAGAAGGAAGAGAGUAAGUGGUGGAGCAGGUUUUUGAAGCAAGAAGGAAGAACCCCGGUGUUCAUUAAAGUCGACUGGAACAAAUGGGUGGAUGAAGAUGAACAGGAUGAACAAGUUGAACCCGAUAUGGAAUAUGAUGAUGUUAACUUCUCGAGUCUUGGCCUGGGUGGUGCUGGCAGUGGAGAAGAUUCUGAUGAAGAAGAUGAUGACAGUGACGUCGAACAAGAAAUAGAAAUUACCAAGGAGGAACAAGCAGUUGGUCACGAAAUAGGUGCUGGGAACAGUCAUGUUGAGGCAAAAGCUUAAUUUGGAGGGGUGACUAAGUUAACUUUUUUGGUUUCCUUUAAAGAUGGACCAUUGAUCUGUGUGAUCAAGACUUCAUUGAUUGUUUAACAAACUAGAAUAGUGGCUUCCAAUCUGUGUUUGAAGCAUGGUGCUAUUUUUAGGCUCAAGUUAGAAGAAGUUAAUUGGUUAAGAAAGAACACAAAAUGAGGGGAAGAAAUGUGAUUUUCUUGUGUGUACACCUAAAAAAAUUGGUGUGUUCUAUGAUCCUUUAAAAUCUUAGAGUUUAAAAACUGAUAUUACUGUAGGCUUGCAUUGCAGAAAGAGGAAACCACUGGGUAAUAGCCCGGUGGCCAUCAACCGCCACUUUUUAAGAGAGGUUCUGGGUUCGAGUCUUGCCAAAGGCAAACUUGAAAUAAUUAGGGGAUUAUUAAGUGGUUGAGAUUCACCUGAAUACUAGCUUGGCUGGGGGAUUAGUGAGUACUAAAUGAUACGUAGGAUUAGAGGUUGCUAUCCAACUACCCCCACUGCAGAAAGAGGAAUGGUUUAUAUAAUCAUAUAACGAGAAGAGUAAGGUGUGACAUCAUAGUCUUGAAUUUGUGUUUAAAGACUGGCCAUAUUGUACGCACCCGUGAUUUACCGAUGUUGGUCGUAACUCUCUAAGCUCAUUUAUAACUAUUUACCUCUUUUUGCCUAUA
Messenger RNA from Erigeron canadensis, 1295 nucleotides. RefSeq names its product co-chaperone protein p23-1-like. Gene Ontology annotation, cellular component: cytosol; nucleus. Gene Ontology annotation, molecular function: protein-folding chaperone binding; Hsp90 protein binding. The record is from RefSeq and is a predicted model, not a curated record. The coding region runs from base 79 to 621 and encodes 180 amino acids. The transcript is spliced from 6 exons. Gene Ontology annotation, biological process: protein folding; chaperone-mediated protein complex assembly. Lineage: Eukaryota; Viridiplantae; Streptophyta; Magnoliopsida; Asterales; Asteraceae.